AUGGACGCCAGGUGGUGGGCAGUGGUGGUGCUGGCUGCGCUCCCCUCCCUGGGGGCAGGGGGCGAGACCCCCGAAGCCCUUCCAGAGUCAUGGACGCAGCUGUGGUUCUUCCGCUUUUUGGUGAACGCUGCUGGCUAUGCCAGCUUUAUGGUCCCCGGCUACCUGAUGGUGCAGUACUUCAGGCGGAAGAACUACCUGGAGACAGGCAGGGGUCUCUGCUUCCCCCUGGUGAAAACUUGUGUGUUUGGCAAUGAGCCCAAGGCCUCUGACGAGGUCCCUCUGACUUCGCGGUCUGAGCCUGCGGAGACCACUCCCACUUGGCAAGCCCUGAAGCUGCUCUUCUGUGCUGCGGGGCUCCAGGUGUCUUAUCUGACCUGGGGAGUGCUGCAGGAAAGAGUGAUGACCCGCAGCUAUGGGGCUACUGCUACAUCGCCAGGUGAGCGCUUCACAGACUCACAGUUCCUGGUGCUAAUGAACCGAGUGCUGGCGCUGAUCGUAGCUGGCCUCUACUGCGUCCUCUGCAAGCAGCCCCGCCACGGGGCGCCCAUGUACCGGUACUCCUUUGCCAGCCUGUCAAACGUGCUUAGCAGCUGGUGUCAGUACGAAGCCCUCAAGUUCGUCAGCUUCCCCACCCAGGUGCUGGCCAAGGCCUCUAAGGUGAUCCCAGUCAUGCUCAUGGGAAAGCUGGUGUCGCGGCGCAGCUACGAACACUGGGAAUACCUGACGGCUGGCCUCAUCUCCAUUGGGGUCAGCAUGUUUCUGCUGUCCAGUGGACCAGAGCCCCGCAGCUCCCCAGCCACCACGCUGUCAGGCCUCAUCCUCCUGGCAGGCUAUAUUGCCUUUGACAGCUUCACCUCAAACUGGCAGGAUGCCCUGUUUGCCUAUAAGAUGUCUUCGGUGCAGAUGAUGUUCGGGGUCAACUUAUUCUCCUGCCUCUUCACCGUGGGCUCGCUGCUAGAGCAGGGGGCCCUCCUGGAGGGGACCCGCUUCAUGGGGCGACACAGUGAAUUUGCUGCACAUGCCCUGCUGCUCUCUAUCUGCUCUGCGUGUGGCCAGCUCUUCAUCUUCUACACCAUAGGGCAGUUUGGGGCUGCCGUCUUCACCAUCAUCAUGACCCUCCGCCAGGCCUUUGCCAUCCUCCUCUCCUGCCUUCUCUAUGGCCACACUGUCACUGUGGUGGGGGGCCUGGGGGUGGCUGUGGUCUUUGCAGCCCUCCUGCUCAGAGUCUAUGCCCGGGGCCGUCUAAAGCAACGGGGAAAGAAGGCUGUGCCUGUGGAGUCCCCUGUGCAAAAAGUUUGA
Molecule: messenger RNA, 1299 nt
Organism: Canis lupus familiaris (dog)
Lineage: Eukaryota; Metazoa; Chordata; Mammalia; Carnivora; Canidae
Gene: SLC35B2
Product: solute carrier family 35 member B2
Exons: 4
Coding region: 1-1299 (432 amino acids)
Biological process (GO): transmembrane transport
Cellular component (GO): endoplasmic reticulum membrane; Golgi membrane
Molecular function (GO): 3'-phosphoadenosine 5'-phosphosulfate transmembrane transporter activity
Source: RefSeq, marked provisional